AAGAUGAAUCCGUCCUCGGCGCCCCCUCCGCUCCCGCCGCCCGGGCAGCAAGUGAUCCACGUCACGCAGGACUUGGACACGGACCUCGAAGCCCUCUUCAACUCUGUCAUGAACCCCAAGCCCAGCUCGUGGCGGAAGAAGAUCCUGCCGGAGUCCUUCUUCAAGGAGCCCGACUCGGGAUCGCACUCGCGCCAGUCCAGUACCGACUCGUCGGGCGGCCACCCGGGGCCCAGGCUGGCCGGCGGCGCCCAGCACGUCCGCUCGCACUCGUCGCCCGCAUCCCUGCAGCUGGGCACCGGCGCGGGCGCGGCGGGCAGCCCGGCGCAGCAGCACGCUCACCUUCGCCAGCAGUCCUACGACGUGACCGACGAGCUGCCGCUGCCCCCGGGCUGGGAGAUGACCUUCACGGCCACUGGCCAGAGGUACUUCCUCAAUCACAUAGAAAAAAUCACCACAUGGCAAGACCCUAGGAAGGCGAUGAAUCAGCCCCUGAAUCAUCUGAGCCUCCACCCUGCCGUCACUUCCACACCAGUGCCUCAGAGGACCAUGGCCGUGUCCCAGCCAAACCUGGUGAUCAGUCACCAACACCAGCCGCAGAUGGCACCCACCACCCUGAACCACCCUGCUCAGAACCCUUCAGCAGGACUCAUGAGUCUGCCCAACGCACUCACCACUCAGCAGCAGCAGCAGCAGAAACUGCGGCUCCAGAGGAUCCAGAUGGAGAGAGAGAGGAUCAGAAUGCGCCAAGAGGAGCUCAUGCGGCAGGAAGCCGCCCUCUGCAGGCAGCUCCCCAUGGAAGCCGAGACAAUGGCCACCGUUCAGGCUGCUGUCAACCCGCCUGCCAUGACUGCAGACAUGAGAUCCAUCACCAACAAUAGCUCAGAUCCUUUCCUCAAUGGAGGGCCCUACCACUCGCGGGAGCAGAGCACAGACAGUGGCCUGGGCUUGGGGUGCUACAGCGUCCCCACGACUCCGGAGGACUUCCUCAGCAACGUGGACGAGAUGGAUACAGGGGAAAAUGCAGGUCAGACGCCUGUAAACAUUAACCACCAGCAGACCCGCUUUCCUGAUUUCCUUGACUGUCUUCCGGGAACAAACGUUGACCUAGGAACUUUGGAAUCUGAAGAUCUGAUCCCCCUCUUCAGUGAUGUGGAGUCUGCUCUGAACAAAAGCGAGCCCUUUCAAACCUGGCUGUAGUUGCUGCCGCCAUUGUAAGUGGGAAGCAGCCAUGACCUGACAUUUCCUGGGCCUCUGGGGAAGGUGGUGGAGCCGAGGAGGUCUGCAGGCAACCACUUCCUGCCUCACGACUCUCACUCCCUCCUUUCCACGUGGCCAGUUUAGUCAUUGCCUGGUUUUGAUUGACAGGAACUUCAGUUACACAUACAUAUUCUGUUUUCAUUUUCUGUAAGCCUGCAUUCCUGUGAUACAUGAUGCAGAGGUGUGCCUGCAGAAUUGUGUCUGCAGAAUUUUCUCUUUGUGCUGCCCCAUGGCUACUAUGCUUUAUGGGUGUUAGCUGACAUUUAUGCAUCAAUUUAUUGUAAACCACAAAAAGCUGACCACAGGUAGUAAAUUCGGACGGGCAUCUUGGUCCAGGAAACAUGCACAAAAUUAGACCUGAUUUACAGUUUCAAAAACUGUAUUAAUGACAGUAGCACCAAAUACUUUAAAAUCUAUUUAACUUGAGCUUUAAAAAUCAUUGUAUGGAUAGUAAAAUUCUGCUGUGUGGAAUACAGUGUAUUUUGAAUCCAUGCUCGCUCUGAUGGCUCUUACUACUCUGUAUUUGCAAAGGCACAAACAGUCCUAGUAUAGUUUAUUUUUCAUUGUUUUAUUGCAUAGACAGCUUAGUCUUCCUGGCAGGAAAGUAGCAGCAGCAUUAGAGUUCUUACCUAGAGAGCUUUUGAAAGAGACCAGUUUGUACUAAUAAUGAACAUUUAUUAACCAAAAAUUUGUUUUAAUUGCAACAUGGAUUUGUUAACAGUGCAACUUAGAAUUUGAUGUUCGUUUAGGAAACACUAAUUUUAUAGCUGAUGACAAAAGACAGCCAUAUGUUUUUGAUAAAUCAGUGGCAACUGUUUUUUUGUCUUUUGAAACUAUCCUGAAGAUAUUGGGGUUUCAACCUGAUGGCACAUGCAAUAAGCUGUUGCUUUUCAAAUUCUGAAGCCUUGUCAGUUUUGCUUUCAAGAUUUCAAGUGUUUAAAAUAAGCCUAUCUAUGAAACUGUUUGAAGGAUGAAGCAGAUCUCUAACUGACAUAUAACAAAAAUGCCCUCUGAGGGCAGAUGGUGGAGACAUGUUUCUGAAUGCAGUAAAAUUGAUUCCUACGUAUAUUAUCCUAUAUCCUAUCCUUGAUAUAAAAAAGCCUGAGCUAUGUAUUCAGUACCUCUUAUGUAACCAAAAACUUCAUUAGCUUUUAAGGACUGAGAGAGCAUCAUGUGCACCUGGCAUGCAGUCUACCUGCAUUGCCAAUGAAGUCCUCAACUGUUUAAUAUUUUGAAUGACAUUAUUUAUAAUCUAUGAAUUUAACCUUUUUAAAAAAAUCAUUAAUAAUUCAGGUCUCUGAGAGGAACCUUUCAAUCCCCAUGGGGGCUUAUUUGUUGGUGAUCUUAGAUAAGAUAAGACCCGCCUCUGUCUGCCAGAAUAGAGAUGCGCAGACACCUGGUCUUGUUCUAGAGGAAGCAAGUGCAGAGGCAGAGGUGCAGCCGCGAAGUUCGGGAUGUAGCGGAGGGAUGCUAGUUGGGAGAUGGAGAUGGGCGAGGGAUAGAACGCCAGCAGCAAGACACGCGGGGAGGUGAGCGGUGCCAUGAAAGAACAAAGCAACGAUUUCUAGUACAAUCUUCACACCACAUGAUUCUGUUGUAGAAGAAUAGAGGGCUUUGGCGCACUUUACUGGGAGAAGAGUGAAGGGCCGGGCUGUGGGUCCGGGCCUCGCCGACCUGAACAGGCCGCGGCCAGGGCAGAGACCUGCGCCCGCCCCCGCACUCGCGAGUGGCUCUCUCUCCCACCGACCUGCCUUGUGUCCCACUAACCCCUUCCCCUCUCAAGCACGCUGAGAGCGUGGAGGUCGAUGUUUAUGUUGCUACUAAAUUGCAAGGGAGCACUCUUUUUCUUUUUUGUAAGCAAAAAUUACAAACAGAGUUGUACAUUCUAAGAGAAAAAAAAUAAGGGACCUAACAAAACUCAGCAGUGUUACUGUAUUUUUAAAAAAUAUUUUUAUAGAUGCAUUUUCAGGUUAUUAAAUGUAAGAGAAAGAGAUAACCCUUCUUUUUUUUAGUAGCUAAAUCAUUGAUGAUUUAUAUUACCAAGUUUUAGAAGUAAUUUUCUAGUAAGCUCAUGGCAUUAGAAAAUUCUAGAAUAAUUUUUUAGUGAAAUUAGAACAUUUAUUAAUGGAUAUAAUAAAUAUUUUUCCAGAAUAAAAUAUGGACCCUAUUUGUUUACUAAUAGAUAAAGGGAGAUACAAUGUUUUGUUGUUUUUAAAGCCAUAAAAUGUGGCUUUUGUUAAGGAACAUUCAAGCCUGAACUCUCAAGUACAGCUUUUGUUUUGUUUUGGUUUGGUUUUUUCAGUGCUGGGGCUUGAACAACCUAGGAUGCACGCUAGGCCAGCAUUCUCCCGCUGAGCUAAGGCCCGGCCCUUAAAAGCAACUUUUAAAUGACUGUUUCCUAUUACUGUUACACCCCUCAGAAUUCAUGAUAAGGUGCUAUUUAUACUCUAUAUCUUACUGCAAGACAACUGCCAGGACACCUAGUCUUUGUAGUCCUGAAUCAAUCAAUCAGUUUUACCAUCUCAGCCCACAGUUCUGCUAUGCGAAAGGCGUAUUUUGAAAAGUGAAAUUGAAAAGUAAUUUCAGAGAUCUUUUACUCAAGAUGUUUCUUCCUGAUGAAAUACAUUGUCUUGUUAGCAAAUAAAGUGUCGGAACCUAUUUGUUUGUAAUUCUGUUACAUUGAAGGAGCGAAGGAGUGGACCUAGGGCGUGAAAUGCCGAAGGAGUGGACCUGGGGUGUGAAAUGCCGUUUCUUUCACCGGUGACACAAUGCAUGCGAGUGCGAGGACAGCAGAGCAGGUGCUGCGGGCCGCUGGCCGCACCUGGGGGAGCAGCUGUGCGGGGCCGGGGCUGGAGGGGGAGGGUCGCUCAGGAGCAGCUGUGCUCUGUUCGCAUAAGCAGAAAGUAACUUCUGAAAGUACAACUUGCAUUUUAAAGAAAGGCUGUUUAAAAAGAAAUUGCAGGUUCAUUGAAUCGGGAAAAUGGGCGAUUGACAGAGACCAUUUCCCUAACACUACAUCGUUUCUCGUGCUAGUACUUUAACUUUUUAAAGAAUUUACUUCUAUAUUUUGUAAUAUGACAUAUGCGUGUUUAUUUCUAAUUUCGAAUGUUGUGCAUACAGAAAGUAUGCGAUCCAAUCAGUCACAUCAAACCAUUUUACCUAGAGUUUGGUACUGGUUUUUACUUCUCUGAUUCUAUAUAAGGAAAAUAAAUACAAUUGAAUUUCCA
Chinchilla lanigera (long-tailed chinchilla) is the source of this 4484-nucleotide messenger RNA. It is a transcript of the gene Wwtr1, whose product is annotated as WW domain containing transcription regulator 1. The record is from RefSeq and is a predicted model, not a curated record. Gene Ontology annotation, biological process: positive regulation of transcription by RNA polymerase II; hippo signaling. Gene Ontology annotation, cellular component: nucleus; cytoplasm. Lineage: Eukaryota; Metazoa; Chordata; Mammalia; Rodentia; Chinchillidae. Gene Ontology annotation, molecular function: protein binding; transcription corepressor activity; transcription coactivator activity.